Messenger RNA from Ooceraea biroi (clonal raider ant), 25300 nucleotides. It is a transcript of the gene orb2, whose product is annotated as cytoplasmic polyadenylation element-binding protein orb2. Gene Ontology annotation, biological process: negative regulation of cytoplasmic translation. Gene Ontology annotation, cellular component: cytoplasm; neuron projection; nucleus. Lineage: Eukaryota; Metazoa; Arthropoda; Insecta; Hymenoptera; Formicidae. The record is from RefSeq and is a predicted model, not a curated record. Gene Ontology annotation, molecular function: translation factor activity, RNA binding; mRNA regulatory element binding translation repressor activity; ribosome binding.
AGCAGCAGCACCAGCAGCGGCGACGGCAGAGGAGAGACCACGAAGUCGCGUCGUCGAAACGCGCUCUGCUGGCUGGAGUUUUCCGGGCCACCACCUCCUCCUUACACCUCCACCAGCCCUCCUCUCUCUCUCUCCUCUGAUCUGUUGGAGCUCGAGCGCGGCCGACGGAGGCGUGAGGGCGUACGCGCGGAGGACACGCAGAGCAGCUGGACAGCCGUGCCAGGGAUAGCGCCGCCGAGGGUAAAAGAAAACAGGGAAGAUGCAUGAACUGAACGGGAGGCAGCGCUAGACCGUCGUACGUCGUAGACGAGGUGGCGGACGACAGCGACAACGACGACGACGACGGCGGCGGUAGCGGCGACGACGACGUAGUACGUGUGUGUUCGGAGGUGGUGCACGGUACCGCACGUAGGCGGAUCAACGGCGGAAUAGAGAGGGAGCUCCCCGGGUCACCGCCGUGUACGUGAUCCACUGCGGUGCGCUGUGGACUCCGCUUCGCUCCGCGCCGGAUUGUCGUCCGGGUGGUGACACGUCGCAGCCGGUGAGCGCGGCAGUGGUGUGCUGUAGUAACCCUGACCUGACCCCGCGCGCUUACACUCCUCGGGCUCGCGUUUCGUCGCAGUGUCCUCGUGAGACUCGCCGUGCGUGCGCGUACGACACCACACUCGGCGAGGCCCUCCACUGUCCGUACCGCGCGUCCCACUUCACGUCUCGCGGGCUUUUAUCGGUGAUCGAUCGAGCACGCGCGCGCGCGACAACCGAUUACGCCGCACCGUACGGAACAAUCGGCGAUCGGCGACGACAACUCGUUGUUGGAGGAGUUAGCGCACGACUGUCUCGCGAGUACAUCUUGGAGCUAUUUGUUAUUCUCGCAGGAGUGAAGCGUCUCUCGAAUCCUGUGAGUUCAGUGCGAGUUCAGUCGCAUAGUUGCUCAUAGUUGAUCAUCCGGAAAGGGGACGCGGAUCAUCGCUCCAUCGGACUCGGGUGGUGAAACAUAUCGUGUACACCAAUACGUAUACUUCUCCCUCCCUCUUAUCCGUUUUUCCUCCUCUGCAACUACGAUACACGAUCCGCGGGGCGACCUCGUAUUGUAGUCGCGUGUGCGUGUGGUAGUGGAAAGCAAAAGGUCGCGCGCGCUGCGCUGCGUAUUUGGGAGGGUUCCAAGUGGUCCAGCGGUGUGUGCGAUCGCCGAGAGGAUCGAAAGUAUGUUCGCCAGGGGGUAGUCCGCGAACGGGAACACGUACACGGCGAACGAGAGCGGUAUUCGUAACGAACGAGCGGGCGAACGAUCGAACGCAGGACAGGCAGCCGGGAGAAGCUUUGCAAGAGCAGCGCUUCGAAUCGGAGCAUCGCGACGACGAUGAUAACACGCGUCGAGUGAGUUUGGCUCCCUGACCAGCCAAGAGGAUGCCACGAGGACAGAGUCGCUGCCGAAUCGUACUGACGGGGCGACGCGGCGUCAGCGGGAUCUAGAGGAGCAUUCCCGAGGUGCGAACGAGUGCGCGAUCGUGUUUAGGAAGAGAACGAACGAAGACACACGAGAGCGAGACUGCGAGCGCAGCCCCCGAGGAAAAAUAGACCGAGGCGUGAAAAUAGAAGGUGGAACGGAGGAAUAGGAGGUGGGAAACCGGACGAAAGAGAAUAAGAAAGAAAGAGAGAGAGAGAGAGAGAAAAGCAGCGAAAGAAAAGCAAAGAGCGAGAGAGCAGAGAAGAGACACGCGACGAGGAGGAUCAUCACAUAGCGUAGUCUUUCGGUUUCCGGGGUCUCUCUCCGUGGGUGUUUUUACGCGUGUGGCCGUGGAUCGAUAGUUUGCCCCGCGAGCUCGUGCCGGACAGGAACGACGACGAGUUACACUACGUGGAGGACGCGCGCGGCCCUCUCGCGUUUAACGACAACGAUACCCUCGUGCCGCGAGUGACCGGAUCCGUGGGAGACGGGUAACGGAGAGAAGGAAGUUUCCGAAGGGCCUAGUUGGAGGUGGUGGUGUUGAGUAUCGCGACGGACGUUGCGUCAUCGUCGCGUGGACGUUCGGCCACCGGAAACCUUGUGGUGAUUUAUGGGGGACUUUAGCACGACGAGUCUCUUCUCGAGUACCCUGACCAGUCUGAAGUCUAGCACGGCUAACAGCGGCAUCAGCAGCAGCAGUAAUAGCAGCAGCAGCAGCAGCAACGCCAGCGCCGCCGUCAUCAUAACGACAUCCACGAUGCAAGACGACCUGCUGAUCGAAAAGCAAACCACCGGCAAAUCCGCCCCACUCUCACCGAGUGGUGCACUGGAUGCCGUAGCCGGACAGGACAAGUCGAAGGAUGUGAUCGAGGCGGAGAGCAUUUCCAUCACACCGACGACGCCCUCAUCAACGGAGAAGGAUAUCACGUGUAGCACGACUUCGGCUCUACAAGGCUUCGCUGAUCCUGGCGGCCGAGUACCCAGCUUGUGGUCCGCGCCGGACGACAGCGGGUUGCACGGCGCGUUGCCGGUCAAUGGUUCGAUUGCCGCGUUUCAGAAUUUCCCAGCCGGCGGACCCGCGGGCCUGUUUGCCAGCACCGGCGCCACCGGUGCAGUGUCAACCGGUACUCGCCGUGCAAUCACAGCCAGCCACAAUUUCCCGCAACAACAACAGCAUGGUAAUGCAGGUGCACCCACCGCCACCAGACACAGUGGUUUGCCAGUAUCGUCCGCUCAGCAACAGCAACAGCAACAACAGCAGCAGCAACAUCAACAGCAACAGCAACAACCGCCACCUGCAUCACAUCCGGGUGUUUAUCUGCCCGGCAAGGGCUACGCCGCGUGGUCAGGUGGGCCGCAGGCCCCGCAACAGUGGGGUGCAGGUCCGCAAGCGGCUGCUGCAGCCGCCGUUGCAAGCCCGGGUCUGUCACCCUGGAAUCGCGGUAGAUCUGUGCCCAAUCUACCGCCGUUGCACUCAUCUCUGCAUGCCGCUGCGGCGGUCGCGGCCGCUGCCGGGUUGCAAGGUCGCAAACCAAGUCCGACGUUUCCGGGCCAUCCGGGCCCGGCGGCGGCGCAUCCCUCUUGCAUCAGCCCGGUGAAGUUUCGUCGGAGCACAUCAUAUCCCGGCAAGGGCAACAUAUACCCGCCACAACCAGCUCCGACUUUCGAGGUCACCGCCGCCGAAGACAGGGAUCUGCUGCAGCUACCGCCAUUCCAGCAAGAUCGUAUGACGGCUAAUGGAAACUCACCGUUAGACAAUAUGAGGACCUUGGAACACUAUCUGAGCGACAUUAUGCGAGCAGGCGCAGCGGAUACCCCGGAACAUCUGAAAGGAUUUAUCAACUGCAACACCGCCAACACGCUGCAGUCGCUCGCGCAGCUACAUGGUAAAUCUCCGUUCUUCCCGAGUCUCGAGGAGCAGAGCGGUACUCUGCUGGAGGACCCGAAUGCGCCGAGUCAGCUGGAUAGCGUCGGCGUCGGCGUCGGGGUUGGCGUCGGCGUUGGCGUAGGCGGUGGCAUAACGGCCCAAGCGGCUCCGCUCUCGUCACCGAGUCGGAGCAGUCCUCACAGCCAAGGCAGCGAAACUGGCGAACGUUUCUCCAGGAAAGUCUUCGUCGGCGGACUACCACCCGAUAUCGAUGAAGAUGAAAUCACAGCCAGUUUCCGCCGCUUCGGCCCGCUGGUCGUCGACUGGCCGCACAAGGCAGAGAGCAAAUCCUAUUUCCCGCCGAAGGGCUACGCGUUUCUGCUUUUCCAGGACGAGGGUUCGGUGCAACAGUUGAUAGACGCCUGCAUUCAGGACGAGGACAAGCUUUAUCUCUGUGUGAGCUCGCCCACGAUCAAGGAUAAGCCUGUGCAGAUCCGACCGUGGCGGCUCAGCGACGCUGACUUUGUGCUGGACGCCUCCAUGCCACUCGAUCCACGGAAGACCGUUUUCGUCGGCGGUGUGCCACGACCGCUCAAGGCCGUGGAACUUGCUAUGAUCAUGGACCGGCUUUAUGGCGGUGUCUGUUACGCCGGCAUCGACACUGAUCCCGAGCUCAAGUAUCCGAAGGGAGCAGGCAGAGUCGCCUUCAGUAAUCAGCAGAGCUAUAUAGCUGCUAUCUCAGCCAGAUUCGUACAGCUCCAGCACGGCGACAUUGAUAAAAGAGUCGAGGUCAAACCAUACGUUCUGGAUGAUCAGAUGUGUGACGAAUGUCAAGGCCAGCGUUGCGGAGGCAAAUUCGCGCCGUUCUUCUGCGCCAACGUCACCUGCCUACAGUACUAUUGCGAGCAUUGCUGGGCAACUAUUCACUCCCGACCAGGUCGGGAGUUCCACAAGCCGCUGGUGAAGGAGGGCGCGGAUCGGCCUCGGGCCGUGCCUUUUCGCUGGUGUUAACCCCAGCUGCGUUGCCCCUAAUUAUCUCGCAGCCCUAGCUAAUUAACUACCACCUUCACCAAUACACUCCCCCACUCCCACCCUCCUCUCACGUGCCCCACCCAAGCAAUCCUCACCUCCCUGUCCCUAGACCCUCAUAUUACUUACUUACCUACAACAAGGAACACAACCUCAAAACCACUAUUACUACUCCUAUUACUACUACUACUACUACUACUACUACUACUACCACUCGAUCGUCACGUACUACCACUACUCUACUACCACUAUUACUACUACUAUUCUACUACUACUAUUAUUACUACUACUACUACCACAACUACUAUUCUACUAUACAAAUUACUACUACUACUACUACUAUUACUACUCCACUGCUAUUACUUCAAGUUGUACCGAUUAUACUGGAGGAAGAAACCAGCUGCUGCCGCCUGCCAGCCGAUGCAGGCUCUCGGCGUCGCUCCGACCUUUCACCUCACGACGACUUGCUAAACACGCGAACAUCCGCUUCGCGACGAGCGGCCGAUGUCAUCAUCGGGUCGACGCCUCGUCGCCGAAACGGAUUUCGCGUUCGAUGGAAGUGUUGAAAGACAGCAGAGAAGAGAGAGAAAGAAUGAUCGGAUCCACACCGAGCCGGAAGAAGAAGAAAAAGAAGAGGAAGAAAAGAAGAAGAUGAAGAAGAAGAAGGAGAGACAUACGCCGUGACACAGGAUUACAGAAGAGAAAACAGACACGAAUUCUCAGUAAUAUUGAUUACUCGUACACGUAAUAAUCCUAUCUGUCUGCGCUGUAAAAUGCACCGGUUCUGUCCAAGAGAUCGAGUAUCCUAGUUACCGCGAGUCUCGAGGAGAGCGAGUGAGGGGAAGAGAGAGAGAAGGGGGAGGGGGGUUCGCCGCCCUCGCGCACGCACCCCCGGCGCUGUCGGCCGAGAUUCUCCUCGAGUGUUUUAUCGAAAUCGCCUGACAGCGACUUUGAUUAUGAUUCGGGUCCGCCUCGUGGCGUUUCGAUUCGCCACAGAUCGCCUCUUUCGAGGUUGCCCGCCAAGAGGUGCAGAAGUUUUGCCUCGCAUCGUCUACGCGGGUCGGUAAAGUUUUGAUUCGCGGAACGCGACUCGAGUAGAUGCAGCGAGCGACUUCUCGGCCGAGUGGUGCUCAGUGCUUUCCCGAAGACGUUGUCCCGCUAUGCGACCGGAAGUCCGCACUUCGGAGGAAGCAGCGUGCCCUGCGCGACGAUCGAUCGUAAGAAACGCGAGUACCUGAUCUGUCGCGAAAGUGUGUUGCUAGAAUGCGAAUGAGCGAGGGGACGAGCGAAAAUGUGACGAGAGAAAGGGAAAGAGGAACAGAAAGAGUGGAUGCGCGAGAGGAAGUAGCGAAGAUCGAAAACGUCGCGCAGAUAAUGAGCGCUGAUGAAAGACACGGAUGAGAACAGUAGGGAAAGGAUAGAAACGACUCCGAGAGAGGCGAACCGUUCACAUUGGAUAUUAAUCGAUAAUGAAAAUGAAGCCACGCUUGAAACCGCUGUGUAUUAGGUAAUUCUCUGUAUCACAUAUACACGCACCACAUACACACAUACAACACACACACAUACAGAGAGAGAGAACACACACCAAUACAAACGCAUACACACAGUCUCCUAGUUAUUAAGAAUUUAUUAAAAAUAUGUUACAUAAAUAGGGGUGCGUUGCGUAAUGCGUUUCUCAUUCGGAUAACGCGACCGCGCGCUCGUAGGGAGGCACUUAAGAGAAACAUUUUUUACUAAUUAACUUAUUCAAGCGAGAGGAUGAGAAAAAAACAGAGAGAGAUAGUGUAAACGGGAAACAAACGCAGAAGAAACACAAACUGAAGAAACCGAUUUUUUAUUUAGAAUAAAAAUGCAUCGUAUAUAAGCGACGGUAGGAGGGUUGUAAACGUCGGAAACCGUUGAUAUCGAAAUAGUUCAAUUUUCAAUGCUUGCGCGCGUGAACAAGAGAGAAAGAGAGCGGCUGUAUAUGUCCGCGACGUAUCACGUACGGACGCAUGUGCUCCAGGUUGUCCAGACCUGCCUAGCCCAGUCUAGCCUAGCGUAGCCGUACCGGAUUCUCUGCCAAUACUUUUCCCAAAACCGGUGCGAACGACCUUACAUACAAGCCUUCGCGAUAACGCGAAGCGAGUCUCACGUUGUGUCGCGCGCGCGUCUACGCCUCUCGCAAGAAUGAGAAAAGGGGAAAGACAAGUGAUAGAGGCAUGAGCUUCCGCUUCUCAUUCGCGAACAAGAGGCGAAGCCGGCGCCUUCUGAGUACGCGAGAGCGAGUAAGACAAAUUUUACACCCCCGGUUUCACUAUACUACGUGCAAUAAACGGUCGCUCUUACGCGCAAGUGCCGACGAUCGGGAUCGGCGAUCGGCGAACGCUCGGGACGGACACGCGCACACGUGCAAUUCUCCAAAGAAGUUUGUCAAGGUUCGCUCGUGACUGAUCAGCGCUAUAGGUGGAACGUAUCGAAUAUCCCAAGUCUCUGAGCCCGUACGUUCACCUCUUUGGGAAAAAGCCGAGCGGCGUUCUUUCUCGCGCGCGGCGAAACGACCCCGCGGCUCGAUUUCGCGUAACGAACGGGCGCGAAUACGGUAUCAUUCUCGAAACCAAAGUAGCGAUAAGAACCGCGACUCGUAGGCGGGGAAAGACCGAUGAAACAGCGAUAUAUCUAGGGAUCGUACCUAAUUUACUCUCUUCAUACGUCCGAUAGAUGAUUGGAAAGUGUAUGGCGCGUCUGAGGGAUCGCGUUUCGCGCGGAACACUAAUAUAGAUUCGUAUAUAUAUAUAUAUAUACACACACACAUAUAUAUAUAUACAUACAUAUUAUAUAUAGAGCCGCAUGUUGUCACUCCUGUACAUACAUACCGAUCCCUCUCUUUUAAUCCGAUUAACCGGCGUUUAUUAAUCAAUCGCGAUCGCGAGUGUGCACGUUUUUCAAUCCCUUUCAAGGCAAACGAACUUCUUCGCUGGGUGUAUAUAAUCAAACGCAAUCGCCGUAGUUCAAAUAAAAAAAUAAUCAAGGAAGACUAGGGAAAGUUCUACCUGAAUCUUGAAACGCCAUUGAUCGCGAGUCCUAUUCUCGAUGGGGGCAUAGGAAACCAUUUGUGGAUGGCGGAUAUCGGAAAACCAGUGAUUUUAAGCGUGACGCUUCCUAGACGCUUCCGCGCGGUAUACUGUCCGGAUACGCAUCGCUUCCCAAACCGAUUCGUCGCCGUUAGAAUCGAAAAUGUGCCGGCUAUAUAGCGUAGAGUAAUUUUUGAUAACGAAACAAUAGGGCGCAGCCUUGGCGCUUACCACGGUCAAUGUCCGCCACUUUCAAACGAUCUUCUUAUCGUGCAAACGGGCGUUUUAUUGCAUCUCCGUCUACGGGAUUCUUCUCGAAACAAACCGAAAGGGUCGACACGGCUAGGAAGUGUUGCGCUUGGAAUUAGUAUGCAACGUUGAGUGUUCCGCUUCGUAGAUAACAGAAAAAAGAUAGCCACAUUCUGUACGUAGCAGCAGCAGCAGCAGCAACAGUCGGAAGACAUAGUUUUACCUCGCAUGAUGAGUCUCUCUCGCGGUACUCUUCUUCUGCACACGUAUCGGACUUUGUACACGUCUACAAGUACACAUACAGACACGCUCCAACACACACGCAUAUACGCUACUUACAUAGACAUGACACAGCAAACACAUAUACACACAUACAGACGAUUAUGCGACCAACGGAUCACGAUACACGUUGCGCGCGAAUCUAACGACGAAGGGACAAAAAAAAGAAGUAAUUUCCACAUCUAUAUAUACACAUAUAUAUUUAUUUUUUUGGUACUCCUUUUUGUAUAUACAUCGUCUCGCCGUGUAGAGAUUAGGCGGCGUUUUAUUAGGGCACCGCACGGGGGAACGCGUUAUUACAUGUAGGUGAAUGGUGUGUUCGAGGAGACACCACGCGACGAUAGGCGGCCGCGUUCAACGAGGAACCUCCGUCCCUUCGUUCGAGACGCAUUAAUUGGCCCGUGUGCAUCUUCAACGUGGACGGCAGUCGUGUAGAAGAGAAAAAUUAACGAAUCCGAAAAAUUAAAUUAAAGGAUGGGGCAGAAGAAAGGGGUGAAGAAAGAAGCGCAGGGUUCGCAUCGUAACUCUCUUUGGCCCAUCGGGCGACAAGUGCUAUCGCACCGAGUCUAUUCGACAAACGAAAAUUGAGAGAUGAACGAAUAACGAGAAAAACAGAGCAGGUGAAGAACCGAGAAAAUAGGGAAAUGAGGAACCCGAAUCUGCCGCCCACGCUGAAGGUCUUCAAGGAAGGGAAGGAGGUGAAAGGGCUGAAAGGGCAAGCACUAAGUAUAUAAUUGUACACAUAUACAUACACUAGCUGAUAGAGGAACAAAUACGUUGAAUUUUUCUAUCCGUUGCUAUCGCGAUGUUCUAAAUAGACCACGAUUCGACCCUUUUUCUUACGCACUCAACGGACAAUUCGAAACUGUUUCGAUCGUGAGGAAGAAUCGAGGGGGAGGUGAAAGAAUUGACGUAGGCAGGAGCGCGGUAACGCGAGGAAUGGAGAUUUGGCGGAAAAACGUGAGAAACGGGAGGAGGGAAUGGAGGCAGGACGAGAAUGCGAGCGAUUAGUUAGUGCAAUUUUACAUACGAAGCACCGUUCUCGUAAAUCGUGCAAGAUAGAGAAAAAGGGAAAGAGAAAGAGAAAGAAAUAAAGAUAAAAGAAGCGAGAUAGGAAAAGUGAGAGGGAGAAAAAGAAGAACGACAUAAUCCGUGCGGCAUACACAGGGGAAAUAAAUAAAUUAAUUAAUUAAAAUACGUGAGCCGCGCAAUGGCGAGUCGCGUGCUGUCGCGGAAAAUUUAUGUAUAUGAAAAACGCCGUGGUACUCGCGCGAGCCGGCUCCCAUAUAUUAGGCGAAAAUUUUUCUCAAUCCACAAUCGCGAUCACGGAGUAUGCGUCGUCGAAGGCGCUCGUGCGCGACCACACGCAACAUACGUACAUGACACACAUAUACAUGCAUAUACAACUACAUACAUGCAUACACACACAUGCACGCACGCACGCACACGCUCCACACUAAUCGAUCGAUAUAACUAUGUAGCGAAACUUACCUAGGUACCAAUUCACCUAAAUCAAUAAUUGAUAACUAAAGAUAUAUAUAUAAUAUAUAUAGUAUAGAGAAGAUAGAGAGCGUCGUGUUCUCCAAUACUUGUGACCGAGCGAGUACUUGGACGGAGACCGAAACCGAUUUUUCUAGACAAAUUUUUCUAUGAUGUUCAAAAAAAGUCCGAUGAAACGCGCGAAAAAAAAUGAAAAAAAAGCGAGCGAGGAGGGAGGACCGGACGUGAUGUCACUUUGUGCCAGAACGUCGCUUCGGAUCCUGUUUCGGGAGUGCGGAUGCACACGCGCAAGUACACUUAGCCGUAGACACGACACGUGCACACAUACACGCGCGACGGAUUCGUGUGCUAUUUCAAACCACAAAAGUCUAGCCGCGACUAUACCCGUUCUUUUUACGAUCAUACACGCAUAUAUACACACACGACGAGUAAAUCAUGAACAGCGUUUCCACACAACACGCGAUCUUUUUUCGUGCCACACACAAAGAAUCCAUAAAAAAAAGUCCCCACGUGUACGGAAUCUUUUUGUCAAGUCGCAAAUACACCCCCUCGCAUACGCGUGCACAUAUACAUACACAUACAUAUACAUAGAUACACUCACACGCGCGCGUUUCCCACCCUGAGCUACAGUCGUCUCUUCGGAUAUGAAUGUCUAGCUAAAUGUACCACCUCACUGUGUAUACUCGGGUCGUUUCGCGGGUUUCGAUCCACUCCUCCCUUCCCCUCCACCCGAUUGAUAUUUAUCUCUCAUCCCCUAUCCCGGCAUCGUGUACCUCUUUGUGCGAGACACUUAUUUUUGUGCUAGCGAUUUAAGGCGCCACGAAGGGGGAAAGAAACUUUAGAUAUAUUUCAUGUAGAAGCGUAUGAACGCGUCGACGCUUGCCUUCAAGCUUCUCGGGAACCAACUCGCGUGAAACGACUCGUUCGGUCGACGCAAGAGCGAUAAUCACAGUCACACUUGAUCAUACGCUCGUCUUUUUUCAGGAUAAUCCCGAAUUUCUAAUCAUCGUUUUUAUGAUACGGAUGAUUCAGCUCAAUUAUCAGCGUUCCACAAAGUCUGCGAUGGAGAACGAUCAUCGUAGUUUUGAUCACCACCAACACUCCGCGCCGACCGUGCGAUCAGUUUCACCACAGUUGGUUCCUGCGGAUCCUUACUCCAAAUCGUCGCCGGACAGACUUUCCGAAAAUUCGGGGAUCUGGUGCAACACACCCAACACACGCGAAACCGAAUUUUGUCUGAUAUCUGAGGAAGCAGCACUUUCGCGUGGAACACCGAAAGCUUCCACUUCCUUAGCACCAAGAGCAUAGUUUAUCCGAUCACCCCACAGAAGUCUUGGUAAAGCAAAAUCCAGAGAUUUCUCGUGUCGGUUCAAAUCGCGUUCCUACGGCGGCGAGAUUGAAUCGGACCGAUCACUUUUUAAUGAGCACUUUCGAUUUCGCCACCAAUACUCGAGUACUUUCGUUCGACCGGAAGAGGAAACGGCGAAAGAGAAGAUCGCGAGAUACAGCGCGUCCGCAUUUUUCAACGGCUGCGCGAUAUCUCGUGCAAAAUCCGAAAAGCGUUAAACGGACGAAUCGAGUACGGUUCGAGAGAGAUCCGGCCGAAUAUUCCGUGUCGAAACGUGUUGUACGAGGGAAAAACUUUUUCUAUCCGUCGUUUUGUCUGCAUGCGCGAUCGCGCGAACAUAUCACUUGCGGUCUACCGGAUAAGGAUCGGUCGGUUGGUGAAACCGAACGGAAGUGCUGUCGCGAGACCGGGACGUUCUCCCGCUUGUGCUGCGCGGAGUUGUCGCACAUUUUUCACGUGAUCAAGUAGCAAACUAAUGAAGCGAUAGAAGUGAAGUACAAUGUAUCCGUACAAGUUGCGCAACGGGCACGUUUUGCGACGCUUUUUCUUCGAUGAACACUUUUUUAGUUAGAUCUGUUGUAUUUAAUAUUAGCGUUUGAAUAGAAAUCGUUUAUAUUUUAUACUUGAAAUGGAGUUGCAACUAGAGUUUGAUUACAGAUGCUACUUUUUUUUAUUAUUUCAUUAUCGAGCAUAGUUUCAGAGUUUUUUUACCGUGCGCGUCGUGGUUCAUCAUCAUAGCACUGCUAGAACGCACGGAUUGGAGGAUAAAGAGAUAGACUUAGAGAUCGAUUUGUUAACGAUAGAUUUAUAAAGAAUAUUUUUUGCACGAGGAAACUUUAUGCACUAAUUAUUUUCAAUCCCCGAGUUGAAAAUCAUUUGUAAUUAACGUAAUAUCGAGCGCUCGUCUGCUCGUCGCAGAAACAAACUUUCCGGAUUCGUUGGAAGUAGAAAUCUUGAUCGUCGUAGAUACUGAAAAAUUCAGCUUCGAACUUUCGGAUCGAUCGCGCGCGGCGAAGGGGAAAGCGAUUAGAGAAGGAAGAAGUUAAUAAAGCUGUAAAAACAACGCGACGCGCGGCGACGUUGCACGCGUAUACAUGCACACGAUACACACAUCCAUCCAUACACACGUGCACACAUAUGCAUAACACCAUCAAACUUUUGUGCAAGCGUGGCGCGUAAGUGAAUCAAUAGAGAAACAAGGAAAGAAAUAACCGCAAAGCUACAUCCGCAGUACGAAGUUAACGUUUGACAUACGCCAGUAACAAAAAAAGUAACAACAACAAAAUAAUAAUAUGUUAGGUGUGAUUCUUCACCUCCUUUGUAAUAUGUGUGAUAAAGCAUAAUAUAUAAUAAUAUAAUGACAAUUAUAUAUAUAUAUAUAGAUAUAUAUAUUAUAUAUAUAUAUAUACAUAAAGUACUAAUAUAUAAUUGAUAAUAAUGAUUAAAAUAUCUAAUAUAUUGUGACAGACUUUGAGGAAAACAAAAGAAACGGUAUGUAAUUGAAAUUAUGUAAAUUGCACGACACGACAGUAAAAAGCGAGAGAAAAGAGAGAGAGAGAAAAAGUGAAAGCGGAAGUAUAAAGGAAACACGCGAUUAGUACCCAGACACGUAGCGCACAUAAUCGCGCACGUGGGGUGCGAAAGAAGGGCGGCUAUUAGGUGAAUAUCGGUUCGCUCAAGAAAGAGCUUAAGCGUACCUACUGUCGUUCGAGUGAUGCACGUAAUAAAUUAAAGACGAGCGUAACGAGAGAGCGAGAGAGAGAGAGAGAGAGAGAGAAAAGCAUGCAUUGAUUAAAAAAAAACAUGGAAGGGAACGAGUAACAAUGGUAGUCAUUUACGAUAGAUUUGUAUUUUUCAGUGUUGAAAAGUUUUUUAUACCGCUGUUAUAUUCUUGUCUAAAUAUCUUAGUUCAGAGAAGUUGCGCGAGUGCGUGUGUACGUGGACGUUUCUGUGCAUCUGCCCGUGUAUGUAUGCACACAUAUAUGCGUGUAUGCAAGAGCGAAUGUUGCAUGCGAGCGAGGGGGUGCGUCGCGAGAGAGUAUGAGUGAGAAAGACCGGAUGCGAGAGGUGAGGAUGAUCUGUCGAGAGCGAGGAAGAGACGAUUUUGAUCUCCUCAUCGUCGAUAUGAUAAUCGCGCGAUCGCCAACAGCAGCGAAAGUGUAUGUGUGUGUUGUGUAUCUGUGUGUAUGUGUGUAAGCUUCCUGCGGAAGGAUUGCCUGACGUAAAUGUUCGUGCCGUCGAAGAGUCAAGAAAUUAAAAAAGUGAAAAAAACAGGAAGAUCGUUAUUUAGCUAUCUGUUUGUUUAGAAAAAGGCAUAAUCCUUUGCGUAGGAUCCUUCCGCUUCGCGCGAGGAAAAACUGAUCUCCAGACUAAGGGAUGAAUAGAAACAUUGUCGAGAGAUCAAGGACUCGCACGACAAAAAGAAGGAAGCGAUAAAUGUGUGCGCGAUACAUAGAAUCCCAUUACUGCUCGAAUUAUUAUGCAAGAGAGAGAGAGAGAGAGAGAGAGAGAAUCGUAAACCGCGUACACCUCCUGCUCACCCUCUAAUGUACCGUUUUCCGAGUACGAUUUGAUUAAUUAAUUUUUAUUUUUUUAAAUAAAGUUAUUAUUCUUAUAUUUUACGAUGCUAUGGAUAAAUUUUAUAGUAUAAUGCAAGUAAGCUACAGAUCGUUUUUUGUUCUUUCUUUUUAUAUACAUAUACGCACAUGCAUGUACACACAUUACACAUCCACAGAUCACGCGUGCACACACACACACAUGACAUACAUGAAUCAGCAAAAGAAACGAUGCAUUCAUCCUCUGUGACAAAAUUGAUAGCCUUUUUUAAAAAUCGUAUUGAUGGCCAUAUUUUAAUCGUUUCGCUUGAUCGUAUGUGCACGUGUAUGUGUGUAAUUAAUUUGCUUUGUCACAGUGAUUUAUCUAGCUUUUCAAGAAUCUGACAAAAUUGAUUAUACGAUUAAAAGAUAAAUGUUUUCGCGUUUCAGAAAAAUUAGAAAAAAAUUAUAAUGAAUCCUUUGCCUUUGUAUAUAUUAACACACGCACACUCACAUACAUACAUACAUACACACAGAAUCAGAGCCGUCGUUUCGAUUUAUCAUCCGGUGCGGACGUGGAAGGCGUUAGAUGAUUUAAAUGAUCUCAUCGCGACGGUGUGAAGAUUAAAUUUUCUCAAUUUUCAAUCGAACACCAUCGCCCAUGCGCAAAGUUGCCAUUGGAUCGAUUUAACGAGAUUUCGGUUUUGAACAUAGGUGCCUUUUUUUAAUCUACCACUGCAACAAAUCGAGAGUUGCCGAUCGAGCGCCUGCAUCUUUUCCUGCUUUAUGAAUUUGCAUCAUCGCCAGCUCAUGAAGAAUGCGUCUCGGCGAUGAUUAAUAAUUCUCCCUCGUUAUUAUUUCGAGAUACAUAUACAUAUGUUUCUACUCGUAUUACUACGAUUCACUGCAAUUUAUCAUUACGAUUAAGAUCCAUUAUUAUCAUUAUUAUAUUGCUAUCAUUAUCUAUCAUUAUCUAUUAUUACGAUCAAGUCACUAUUGUAGACGUUUUUAUAUACCAAAGAAGAAAUCGAAAUACACCGAGAACACCGAGAUAUAUACACACGCGCACGCGCGCGCGCAGAUUCGAGACAAAAGAUAAAAGACGAAAGAUUCGAAAGCCAAUUGGAAAAUCGCAUCGAGAGAAAUUCGCUGGUGCUCGAUUCUCAUCGAAAUUCUCUCGACUUGCUACAUGUCAGUUCUUAUUUUUUUUGUCUUGUCUUUUUCGUUCUUUGCAUGAGCGAUGAAGCGCGUAGUCUCAAGAUUCCUCCGAUAUUUGAUAAACGAUACGAUCGACGACCACGUAUUCGCAAAUCGCAGAUUUAUCCGGGAAAAAAAGAAAAGGAAGAUUCUUGGAAAAUCCACGAAUAAUUAUGCAAUUUUUGAUCGACGAGCACGGGAACGACGCGUAAGCUCCGUCUCCGGUACGAUUUCGUACUUAAAGCGGAUUUCAUAAAUUAUAGACCUCUUAGCAUACGUUACGAAUUCUUCUGAAAGAUAACGUAGGAUCUAAAAGUCGCGCUAACAGUUCUCGAGCGAGUUUUGGAUUCUCUGGAUCGUCGGGUUGUUCGGCAUGCUGGUAUAUAUCGGCGAUAUAUAUCAGAAAUAUAUAUAUAGCGAAUAAAAUCUCUCUUUGUUCGAUGUUUUUUUCUUUUAUAUUAGAUUAAUCGAUUAUAGUACACGUUGAAAACGAGGCGAGGCCGCCAGCGUGUUCGCGGUAGCUUCAGCCGAUCGCGCUUACAAUUAGUAUAAUUCGAAUUAAUAAAAUAUAUAUGUAGACAUGCGUAAAUAAUAUACGAGUGAGAGAAUGAGAGAAAGAGAGAGGGAGAAAGAGAGAGAGAAAGAGGUAGAGAGUGGUAAGCUUUGGUAAAUGUUAAAUGGCAGAUCUUCGAGCGUGAAGAAACACGCGACAAGACGUUGCUAAACAAAUAGCUGGGCGCAGUGCAAUGAAUUUGUGUAAACGGAGACGAGAGGAGUGCGAAGUGCACCGCGUGCGAGAAAACGAAAGGUACGACGACGUUUGCCCCUGUUUUUCCUUUUUUUGUUAAAAAUUUUUUCUUUUUUUUCUUUCAGUGGCGACGCCACUGAAACGGGAGAAAUGGUAACUUCUAGCGUAAUCGAAGUGUCCCGGUGUCCCAGAGGCGGGCAAAAUGAGCGUGCGCUCAGAAAAUGAGAAUAUCGAGAGACUUUCGGGGAUCGAGGAAUGCGCUGGAUUAUAAAAAAAUUAUUUAUUUCCCUUUCUUCCCCCUCCCCCUGCCCCCGCCGUGUAAUAGCGAUUCGCUGUCCCUUUCUAUAUGACAUAGUCCUCUUAUCUGUAGCACGCAGAGACGGAGAAAGUGAGAACUGAGUUGAAUCGGGGUCUGCGACCACCCGGAUUACCGGCGCCGGCCCGAAUAGUCGAAUCACUGUGAGGAAAAUGGAAAAAAAGUCAAAAAAGGCAAAUAGUCCCUUAGGUGCGAAAGUAGCGAAUUUUUUAAUACUAUCUCGAAUUUCUACGAAACCUCGAUUAGCGAAUCCUGUACCUGCAUUAACUAGGAGAGAGCUCCCGCGACGGGGCGCAGGCGGUCUUAUAGAAUUGCCGCGUCGAAAGGGAGAGCGAGCGUUUCGCCACGUGUAUUUUCGUCGAGUAUUUGUAGAAUUGGCUUAUAUUGUUAUUAAUCUUUAAUAUAUAUAUAUAUUUAUAAAAGAUAUAUAAAUAUACAUAUACAUGUAUAUGUAUAUGUAUAUAUAUACAUUGUCCUAAGCGUGUAAUUGUGAAUAUGAAUUUCUAUAUGAUCUUGUAAUAUAUAAAUUAUAUAUAUAUAUACAUAUACAUUAUAUAUAUGCAAUUACACGGAAAAGAUCGGAGGUGCAACUUUUAAGUACCGGGUUACAUAGUUACCAUCACGCAUCGGAGUGAUUAUCGCACGUAGGCUAAUAAUAAUUUCUGGAGUGUGUAUGCGUGCUUGUGUAUGUAUGGGUGUAUGUAUGUAUAUUUCUCUGAGCCGUGCGCGAGCUUUGCGACUCGCUGGUAUAAAAUGUCUAUUAAUCUUCCGCACGCGUAACACACGACGUAUAUGUACGUUUUGCCCACCUCUGGCAAAACCUGGCAUGUCCCGAACGCGAGCGCAAUCCUCCGCGGUCUCUUCCUUCGAUUUUUCGUACGUUUUUCGCGUAAAGUGACUCGAUGGCAACGCGCUAGAAACUCGAGCCGCUAGCUACGAGGAGACCGAUACGAUUAAAUAAUAAACGACAAGAAUAAACUUUUAUAAUUAGUUAAAUGAACGAUUAGUUGUCUCGAGAUGUUUGAGAUCCUUAGAUGCGGAUAAAAGCGAUAUUUUCCCAAAAGCAUUUUUAAAAAACAUAUAAAUAGAGUUUCGGAAUUAAAAAGUUAAACGUCUAAUACGAAAAGAGAGAAUAAGCUAUAUUACGAUUAGUUACGUUUUUCACGAGAUGUUUUAAAUCUUUAGGAAUGAUAGACGCGAUAUUUUCUCAAAGCAUUUAAAAUUUAAUUCGGCUCUCGCGCACGAUAGGGCGAAAGAGACCGGAUUCUCCAAUGUUGACGAAAUUCGAUAGAGAUAGCGAAAUUACCGCGGGAGUGCACGUCGUAGGGGCGAUGCUCCCGCGGAUAUAAUCAAUGACAAAGUAACGUAUCUUUUAGGAAGCGUGCAAGCCGUUGCGUUUUAUAGGAGUACCAGGCCAAUCGCAACAGUUUCGCGAACUGUGACGAUCGUCUUGAUGAUCUUGAUAAUCGAUCAAUCGUACGCGGGACGCAUAUAUGCGUCGCACGACGGCGAAAUUACUCGCGCGUAUCACUCACACACCCACACAACACACACAUCCACAUUCCUGAUACAUUCACGAUGAUACACGUGCGCACACUCACACGCGGAACCCGCCACCCUCUCGUGUCACAGUAUACUUCUGAUUUUAGUGAUAUGACGAUAAUUAAAUGUAGUGAGCUGUUUGUUUCUGCUCUCCUUUUUUUAUUGAUGUGUACAUUUUCAGCGGGAGUUUGUAAUUUUGUGAUUCGGAUACCUUGCAACGCGAGAUGAGGAAGUGAGUGCGAGAACGGAGUAGGGAGCGUAGUGAGGACGGGUGCAAGGAGAGUGAAAGGGCUCGUAAGAGCGAGGGAGAGGAAAGAGAGUAGAAAUGUGUGUACGAUGCCGAUUCAUUGAUUAUCCUUAGCAGCUAGCGUGUAGUGUGUCGAUAUUGAUAUAGAGAUAAAUAAAAUGAUAAAACUCACGAGCGCGCCCGCGUUUUCUAAAGUAGAGAAGAUAAAAGCGGGAUAAAUAAAACAAAAAAAGAAAAAAAAUUAUAUAUAUAUAUACAUAUAUACAUGUAUGUGUAAAUAUGUAUAUGUACAUACACAUGAAACGCGGCGCGCGAUCGUUGCUAGCCAAUUUGCUCCUACCGAUCCUUUUUGUACCGUUCUUUUUUCUAAAUAAUAAUCUCUUUAUAUUGUAAUGUGUAUUCUAUGCUUAGAACGAGAAACUUUUGUAUUACACGCGACAUCCGACGCGCGCGUCCACCACGAGACACGAGUUAUAAAGUAGUAGCGAAGUUUUUACGACCGCCAGCGAUCGAGAGAUCCGCGACGAGUCGGUUGAUGAAUCUUAGCUCAUGAACGUAGGCGUUCCUUCGAUGCUACAAUCGCGACGAAUAAUAAUUAUAAUAAUAAUGAUUAUAAUCAUGAUAAGAAUAAUGAGUACACAUGCAACGUACACACACACACACACACACACACACACACACACACACACACGUACGUUUGUAAAUGGGACGUUCGGACAGACGAGGACAGGUUUCGUUGUUGAAGCGACGAUUAGCGGACGGCAUCAAUCUCGCCAUGAUAAUCAUUCAUCGUCGAUCGGAUGACCAAAACCGCGAAAAUGACCGUCCGGGACGGGAUCUCGCGAUCGAACUAUUCGAUCGGAUCGUAACCGAAUGGGAAUAUCGCGGACCGAUCGUGAAUCACACGUUUGACGAACGACGCACGAUAUUUACGGCUGUGAAACGCGACAGACGUAACUCGACCUGGCGCGCACUCGGGAACUCCCAAGAAGACGAACAAUCCAAAAGACGUCCCAGAGGCGGCCUAAGGCACGUCCAGAAAGAUUGGGGACGUCUUUCACGACUCUCCGAACGUGUCCAGAGGCGUCUUUCGAGAGUUAGACGACGUUCAGGCGUUUGUCUUGAGGAAGACCUCUCGAGUGCGCGCCAGGCAAGAAGAGGACACAUUUCACGCAUUGCGAGCGCAUCUUCGAAGUCGCUCGGAAACCGAGCUGUUGCACUUGGCGGCUGUAACCGUCGUGAUUUUACACCGUAAAAUUUAUAAUUAUGUGCGGGCGGAGGGAGAAAGAAGGAAAGAACCGAUUCGCCUCACGCACUUCACGGGGAACUUUCGAGUAUGACAUACCGAAUUUUCGUAGCAGGAUCGAGACAAGAGAGACUUCGAUCAUGACUCAGCUCCUUUCCGCAGAAUACGAUUCGCGUGGAAAUCAUGCCGGUCCCAAUCGCUGAUACUUUUCGGAUCGCCGACAGCUCCAGCGACGAUGAUGAGAAAAGACGAGGGGAUGGGAUCCGGAGGGUGUCGAGGGGAACAAACGAAGCAGCCUUUUUCGUGUAUUAGAUAUUUUUUUAUACGACCGAUACGUGCGUUCUACGAGAAAAUACUUGCGUGAUUUCUCGAUGCCGUGUUCCGAACGCUCACGGACAACGGAGGGCGGUCACCCCUUGCGGGAGUAACGGAUGCGGGUGCGCGGGGACGCGGGUGCGAAGCGAACGAGCCGAAUCGUGAAGGUGAAAGGGAAAACGCGAUAAUCUAGGAUGAUGAUUUUUUACCUUUUUCUAAAAUAUGUCAAUCGACUUAAGAUGUUAGUAGUACAUGUUGAUGUUCGAUAUAUUCGCGGAUUUUGAAUUUGCGAUGCGCGGACGUGAGUCUGUGGCAGAAUAAGAAAUUUAAUAAGCGUGUCUGCAUGUACGCGUGCGUGCAUGUGAGAGCAAGAGAGAAUGUAUGAGCAGUAAGAGAGAUUGAGCAGGAUGAAUGUACGAGGCGAAUGCGAGGGAAUGAAUGCGAGGAUCAAUUGCUAAUUAAUCGUGCGAGGCACACACGUUAUCACGGAUUUCUAUUUAAUCGGAAAAUAUCGUAAAAUGAUUAACACGUUCAGUUACUGUCUUCUAUAUUCCACUCGUAUUUCUUCUGCCGUGGCGAACGCGAUCUUCCGGAUCUCAUUUUUUAAGAAGCGAUAAUCUCGAUUUUUCCCGUAUUUCUCUUUUGCGUUCUGUUCGUUUAUUAUCCACGAUCACUGAUUAUUUCGUAAAUUAUACCGAUAUGUUCACGCGCAGCUUUAAAGCGCAAUCACGCGAUUCGAUUGUGCGGUCAAACAUUAGCAACUCGAGACACUUCACAUUAAAGAUUCACGUUUUUCACGAAUGAUGCCACGUAGAAUGAUUUUCGCGUGAUGAAUGUCACUGAUACACUCCUCCUUAAACGCUCCAUUUUUUAACGUUAUCAACCCUCGCAUGUCACAGUGAAAUUGUAAUAUUAUCCACCAUCGACUGAAGGUGUUGUUAUGCCAGUAGGCUCGAUGGCUUUUAUACAGUCGCAUAGAGAAAGUAUAAAUUAUUCUUUUAAAAUCUUAUUUAUAUAAGUCUACGUCGUUACAUUGUUAUCAAAGACAUUAUUUUUUAUAUUUAUUUCGGAUGGUUUCUUAUCUAUUUUUCUGAUUAAGAAUGUAUUUUUAUUAAUUUGAUAAACGAGAUAUUGUAUAAACACAUGUUUUAUAUUUUAUAGUAAUAACUUAUUUAAAAAGGAACUCUCUUUUGAAAAUUUAUAUGAUCGUUUAGUCCCUUGAUAUCCGCAUCACUGUGCGCUUCAAAAAUCUCCAUUAUCUGUAUUCUCUUUAAUUAACAAGUACUUUAGUAAUUUAACAUAUAUAAACGGAACACUAUACAUUAUAUUUUAUAACGAUAUCUCUAUUUUCUUAAUUAACAAGUACUUUAUUAAUUUAAUAUAUAAACCGCGAGUACAUUGUAAAUUACUGCGAUUAUAUUUUAUAACGAUACUUUAUAACAUAAUAUUUUUUUAAUUUACCAACACCGUACGCUAUAUAAAAUACGAAAAUCGGGACUCGUGAUGGAUGUAUAGAUGCAUCGUGCGGCUAUCUAUUUUUCGAGUUCCUGUCACUGAACUAUGAUAGCGCAGUAUUAUUUAUUCAUAGAAACGUCCGUCUGUUCGCGUACUCUCCGAUUGAGGAAUCGUACGGUUUGCAUUGUAUCGGCAUAAUCGCUCGAUUUGCAUUAAUGCGAUGGCGAUUACGAUGCAUCUGAAGCCGCGCUCGCCAAUUCUUCAAGUCAUUCACUGUCGGUUGCGUUCUUCAAGGUCGCUCCUGUCGAGUAACCAUGCUCAAUUUUAUCCGUUAACUUUUAACGAAACGUUCGCACUUGCCGACGUGAAAGAGUCGAGCGCGAAAAAAAGCGAGAACACGAUCCACCGAGCGGCUCGUAGGACCAAAGGGACAUCCUCGAGCGGCUUGAGAAAAGCGAAUCCCUUACCGAUCUUUCCGCGUGUAAAGGCGGCCACGCGCGUUCCCUUCAGACUGCACGUGUCCAAAGUUGGAGGACGGGUCCAUCCCCUUACCGAUCUUCGCACCAUUUCUUCGCGUGUGUACAUCGUCGUUUGACAAGCGUGAUGACUACAAGUGGAUCUAAGAAAACCUCUCCUGGCAACUUGGGUGAGACCAGAAUUUCCGUGUUUCUUUACAGUGAUUUUUAUCAAUUUCGGACAACAGGUAGUUUUCUUUUUUUUCGUAAUCGUAGGUUUCCGUCAACGUCGAAAAUCGUUGACUUGAUUGAACAGACGAAAGAUCUGGUAUCUUUGAGUACCUCGACGGAGAGAAAGAUUUAAAAGAGAGAAGAGGGAUGAAUUGUAAAUCAGGAUCAGAGUCAAUAGACACAUAGAGCUCCAAACGACUUUGCAGACUUUUAAAAAUUACACAAAUAAUAUCAGAAAUUUUUCAGCGCGACUUUUACAACAUAUAAUAUCCUCUUUUUUACUAUUUCUUAUAUUACUUCGGAAUUUAAGCUACAGGUCUGUUAGAUCCAUUCGUGUCACAGCACUGCGUUGCGCAUAAUUUCCGAGAGUUCUUCGUAUCUGUGAUUAGCUUCCCGCGAGAGCCUUGGUAAUCCGCGAGCAACCAGAAGAAGAGAUUGGAGCCGCUCAUGAACAUGCGCAUUCGGAUACGCACGAUGUGCACGUGUGAAAAACACGUGGUCAGAACGCGAGCACGAUACAGACACGAUGUAUCGCUUCGACAGCGACUCCUCGCUUUUCUUCCUUCCAUUCGAAAACGAUCGAAAACCGAGUCUCGUCCAGAAGAAGCCGAUGAAACGAUAGGGAAAGUAAAAACAAAAAAAGACAAGUUUAAAAGAGAGCAAAUAAAAGAAAUAAAAAAAAGAGGGAGAGAUAGAGAAAGAGAGAGAGAGAGAGAGAAAAACGUGCAAAGUAUCCUACGAGAGCCAUCGCAGCAGGCCGACAAACCAAGCAACCCACGCAAUAUAUCCCUUCGAGGGAUCGACGGAACCUUCGUAAAUGUAAAACAUAGUCGUUAAUAAUGUAAAACAUAAUCGAUCGAUAAUCGUAGCUUAAUUAGCGUGUAAUAUAUAAUAGAGUUUAUUUUUUUUGGUCGCAGAAUAUUGUUAUAAAUAUAUUAGCCGAAUGCGCGAGCGGGACAUUUAUGUGUACGCAUGUGGAUAGUGUAUAUGUGUGUACGUGUGCAUGCGUAUGUGUGUGUGUGUGUGUGUGUGCAUAUGUGUGCGCGUGUACGUGUGCGUGCGUGUAUAUGCGCGAAUGCGAGCGUGAAGCGAGGAAGAGACUAUACUAUACAUGAGAAGCGUAAUGGGGCUGGGAGUAUACCGGACAUGCAGGAAUAACGUGCUGCAUGCGUACGUGUAUACGUGUUUCGCACGUAAUGUAGAACGGAACGGAUGUACGCGCGCGCGCGCCUUACGUUUAAUGUAAAUGUUGGAUUACUAAUGUGUGUGCGACCCUCCGUACGACCGCGUGGAGCCGCCGCGACGAGCCUUACCGCGAUACAACUCUCUUCGCGUUCUCGUUAAUACGGUAAACGCUAAUUUCGCCUACGAUUACGCGGCGAGCGGCGACGUGACACCGAACGGAAAAUUGCCACGGCAAGUUACGAGCAGCGCAAACGUGAGCGACUUUAGCGUUUGACCGUAUAUUAAACGCAGGCGAGAGUCACGUCCUGCAAGCUCUACACGCUCCAACGGGGCAGACUAAAAACUUUCUUGUCGCGAUGAGAGACUCGAUGCUGGAUCUCCGAGUUUCUCGAGACACCGCGAUUCUGCACGAGCGUGUUUAACGUGUCUGACAACGUGUAAGCACUCGUUUCCCGACAAGAAAAUCGUGAUGACGACUCCACAUUGGCGACCACGCUGUGGGCGAUAGUUGGCGAACGAACUCCCCGAUCCGGCCUCUCGUGUUUAACGCCAAUACGUGUUCUCACACAUACACGUACACAUACACACACACACACACACACAUAUAUAUAUAUAUAUAUUUCCAAUUUUUCUCGUUUUAGGUAGAGUACAGAGCGUGUGUGGUGCUAAAUGCGAGAGGGAAAGGGAGAAAGAGAGCUGCUCCGCGAAUAUGUGUCGCUUCAUGUCAACAUGUUCGCCGCUCGCUCCAGCUGGUCUCGAAAUCGUACGGAGGAUAUAUAUUGUGGCAUUAAUAACGUUAAGGUAUCGGACAUACGAGCGAGUAGGACCGGUGAUAUGCGUGCGAUUUCGCGUAGAGUAAGUCUGAUCUGCUGCAAUCGUGCCAUAUGUUUCGACGUGGAUCUCCAAUGAGACGGGGAUCGCAUCGAUCACGCAUCCCUCGUGGAUGAAGAUCCCAUCGAAUCAUUUCUAUCGCCGAUCCUUCUCGGUGGCUUCUGUCGCAAGGCGUUGUUCAAUCCCUGGCAAUCUGCAGAAUAUUAUACGCGCGUGUUUUGUGUCGCUGUGUUUUUAUUCACUCUUGACACUAUAUAUCGUAAUUAAACAAUUUUUCCAUUUGGAUCUCAGACUUGUCUUCUGCUCUUCCUCAGCCGUGUGCAACACGGUGCGAAUGCAGCAGGGCAGAAAUCAUCUUUACGCUGAUAUACGCGUAUAAUAUAUAUAAAUGUAUGUACAUAUAAAUGUAUAGACCUACGAGAAACGAAAGACAGAAUGUGAGAGAAAAAGAAAGAGAAAGGUAGGAGAGAGCGAGCGAGAAAGAAAGACAGAGAGCGCGAAUAGUAGAUGAACGAAAGAGAGAGAGAGAGAGCAAGAGCAAGAGAGCGACAGAAAAAGAGAGUGAGGACACUGUUGUCAAAUGCGUGUACAAGAUGGGCCAUUAUCACAGGAUGCCUUAUUAAUGACGGAUUCUUUUUGGAAAAUAAAGUAGGAAGGAAAUUCUGCCCCCUAAAAUCUAAAAAUAUCAAAAGACCUUAAAAGAGACCUUUUAAGGUUCUCAAAAAGGCAGAAGCAACGGGACAUUAGUCUCAGCGAAUCUAAAAAAUGCGAAGCUCGGAAGACGUUAUUGUUAUCUUUAUUAACGAGAAAAUUGUUGGAACAUGUCCUGGCGUAAAUCUCUUGUAGCUAAAAGUUACACUCUGAAGUAACCGAUUAGAUGAAGAUCAUUGCCGUGUCGCGACACUGUUAGAAAUUCCGUUUCCGUUUCUGUGAGUGAGGCGCCUGUCGUUAAGUAAACGGUCGGCGAUAACGGUGCAUCCGGCGCACGCAUGUACGUACGUAGGCAACGAUAUUAAUAUUUAUUGAUUAUCGGCGCGCGCGAUAUCCUGCCAGGAUGGCUUUCUCGCGGAGAAAAAGGAAAAAAGGUUCCGGUUCUGCGAGAAGGACCGUCCGUGGCGGCGCGUUCCGACCGUCUCGUUGGAACAAUUAUCAGUAGGAUCGUACUUUCAUGCUCGUUUCUCGAUCACACGGAUACACAUAUAUGCGCAUGUACACGUACACUCAUACAUAGACACGUACACGCAAUUAUAAUUACUCAAAAGUAACUUGUACUCUAUGUAACUAUUACUAUUUUUAUGAAUUUUUGUACAUUUUUCUAAUUAUUUUGUAUAAUAAUCGUUAGCGGAAAGAGAGAAAAUGGCAGAAGUCUGGCACCCACCUCCCCAAAAAAGUGUUCAAAGCGAAGAAAAGGAGCUACAUCAACGAUGAAAAGAAACGUAAAAAAAACAAAAAAAUGAAAUUUCGGUGCGAAUGUGCGUAUAUUCAUACGAGCAUGACGUGCGUGCGUGUGUGUGUGUGUGUGUGUGUGUGUGCAAACGUAUGCGCGCGACUGUGUCUUGUGAGCAAAGUUUGAAAGAGAGAGAACGAGAGAGAGAGAAAGAGAGAAAAGACGACGAGAAAUGUAAAAUGAAUAAGAGAAAAAGUACGCGGGGAGCACAUAGUGUGAAUGCGCGAAAUUUUGCGAAAGUAGAAAAAGAAUAGAGAGAAGGCGAACGAAAAAAAACUGAAAAAGAAGCCGCGAAUGUCGACAAUGUAGUCCACCGUUUGUCUGUGUAAUCUUGUCUUAAUCUGUCUCCUUGUCUGUCUGUCGGUUUGCCUGUCUGUCUGUCCGUGUUGUGUUUUACCAGGGGAGGAGAAUUCGUUAAGAUCCUAAUGACGUAGCGUUACUUUUUCUCUGGAUCUAUGACGCGAUGACGAUGACAAUGAUAAUUUUUAUGUUUUGUAUUAAAAAAAAAAAAAACGCGCGCGCGAUGAACUUUCUUCUCAACAAACCCGCUAAAGGUGUAUAUAUAUAUAUAUAUAUAUAUAUAUAUAUAUAUAUACACACAUAAAUAUAUAUCGUAGGAAAGAGAAAGAGAAGAAGAAGAGAGUGGGUGGAGAAAGAGGGAACGGAAGGGAGUGCGAUAAAUCGAACGAGCGGGAAAAAGGAGAGGGUGCAUAGGUAGUAUCGGAGAAGUGUAGUAAAAGAAAAAACAAAAGGCGACUAAAUGAUGUUCAAAACGACGA